GGGAACGUGCCUACAGGUAAAUCUACUAGCAAUACCAGAACCUGAUAAGUAGUAAGUAGUAAGUAGUAACUAUCGCUAUUAUUAAGUGUAAAGUUGAAAGGGCACGAGUUAAAAAGACAACUUCCUAAGUUUUGUUUUUAUCGUACCUAGGAAAACCACCUACUUCGUUCGCUUCUUGGAUCCCUAAAUAAGUGAGAACUCUCUCACUACUCCCUCCCUACGCAUUCCUGCUGCUGCUACCUUCUCCUUCCUUCAACUUCAGUGAGUCUCUCUCUCUCUAUAUAUAUAUAUAUCUCUCGGAACGACGCAUACCCAUAUGUUCUGUUUCGUUGAAGGGUUUUAGACCUUAUACCUCUUGUAGCUAGCUGUGUAGUCUGUGGAGUUUUCAAGUAUUUCUAUUUUAAGUAAGAAAAUGAGGGUUUGUCUUUCUUCAACUUAGACCUAGAUGAGUCUUUACUCAAAAUGCUGUCUCUCACUUGGGGUUUGAGUGAGUCCAUCUAUUGGUAGAGCCUUAGAGGGUGAGGGUCGAUCUAACUGACUUUUGCUCUGCUCGAGUUCCCCAAUUUCGUAGAGACCCUAGUUUUAGUUUUAGCAUUAUACAAUCAAUGGAUGCACAAGCUAAUUUCUGGAAGAAGAAGUAUAUAGAGGCACAAAAUCGGUUUGCGAUUCAGAAAGGGGAAGAUGAGUUUGAACUAAAUGAGUUGAAAGCUAAAGUGAAACUUCAAGAGAAGCAAAAGGCUGAGUUUAUUCGUGUUGCUGAGGAGGCUAAGGAAAGGGUUUCUACAGCUGAAACUGAGUCUACUAGGUACAAGAAAAUGUGGGAAGAAUCGAGCAAGCGGAUUGAGGAAUCCAACAGAAGGUUUGCGGAUUUAGAGAAACAAGCAAACGCUAGGCUGAAAUAUGAGCUUGAUUUGGAGAAAGAGUUGAGAGUUUGUAAGACUAAGUAUGAGCAGAAGUUAGCAAGAGGGAUUUCUCUUGAAAAGGAACUCAGUCAGUACAGAAGCAACUUCAUUCAUCUUAACAAGCGGAUUCAGAGCUUAAAAGAGGAUAGUAAGUUCAACAGGAAGAUUGGGGAUUUGGAGUGUGAGAAUAGAAGGGGGGAGGAUAUGCUUAAGGUUUCAAAUGCAAGGGUUGGGCAAUUGGAAAGUCAAGCAGCAGCUUUGCUAAAAGAAUUAGACGUCUAUAAAGGGAAGUGUAAUGCUUUGUCUGCGGAGCUUAAACAGAAGGAAAUGGAACGUGCUUGGUAUGAAAGUAAAUUAACGAACCUAACAUCUAUCAAAGAUGCUUUCGAGGAUCAGCCUGAAGGCUAUAAAACAGCAUUUAGCAGACUGAGAGAGGAAAUUAUAGGUCUAGCUGAUGAGCGAAAGGCUAUCUGUGAAAGAGAAAAGGAAACAGAAGAAAGAGUUGCCUACUUGAAGGAUGUGAUUAAGAAGAUGGAAAACGAUAAUAGAGAGAUGAGGAUGCAGGACUUGGGUUUGGAACAAGAUUCAACUAUGAGAUGUUCAGAUGCUCAUGGCGAAGCAGAAGGUGGGCAAAGAGGUCUGCAAAAUAAUGUUUCUUACACCGAUAAUGGGAAGGAAGCUAUAAACAGACAACUUGACAGUGAAAUGGAUGGUGGGACGAACAAUGCUCUCGUGGUACCAUUGAUAAUGAACAAAAGUAAUUUGAGUAACACUGAGAACAUUCUUACUUCUGACAUUCCAGCUAGUAGCAGCUACUUUCCUCAUGGAAAAGGGAAUGAGCUUGUCCCAGGCCCUUUAUCUAUUGUUGUGGAGCAAGUUGAGCCUUUGAAUGUGGAGUCUGGAAAUGGAACAAGAAAGAGGAUUCAUAUUAAAUUAGAAGAGAGAACUGUACCUCUGUUUGAGCAAGGUUGUUCAGAUAAUGAAGAUCUGGUGCCAUCUUUUAAAAGACAAUUUUCCAACCAGAAAGGUUGUGACAUUAAAUGUUCAGCGGAUGAAACUACAUUAUCUUCAGCGCCAAAAAGAAGGAUGUUAGUUAAAAUUGAACCGAGGGAUAGUGAAAGUGAGGAGGAUGAUACAACUCUGAAUGGUAAACAUAAGGUGAAAUGUUUUGAAGAGCUUGCAGCUAGUCCGAAGCGCCUAACCUAUUCAGUGAACCCAUGUGCUGGAGAUGUUACUUUCUCUUCUGAAGUUCAUAAUUUCAAAGAAUAUAUAACCAGUUCAAGGCAAAGUUUUUUUUCACUCAGGAAGUGCAUAGAAAAGAAGAGCCAACAGGUUGAUGGAACUUCACAAGAGACAACAAAACCCAAACUAACAGCUGCAGAGGAUGAAAAGAAAGUGGUAGAAAAGACUGAUUCUUAUAAAGUGGUAGAAAAGACUGAUUCUUAUAAUGAAGAUUGUUCAAGAAACUCGGAAAAUGCAGUGGAUGAGGGGGAGAUUGAUUUUGAUGCAGUUGUAGCGAUGAUUAGAAGGAAUAGAAAUGAAGAAUUGAAAAAUCUUCGCCAAGAAUAGAUUAGUCCAGAAGUUAUAUGCGUCCAAGGGAAGAAUAGAUCAGUAGAAGUUGCUGAGAUACUACAUGGCUGCUUCUCCAGCUCAUAUAGACUCUCAUCUCUCACUUGUCUCGAACAAAUAUACUUCCUCUCGCUCUCUUUUUGUUCCCCCUUUUAGUCCUUGGAUCAAUAUACGAAGGCUUUGACUUGUCUCAGUAGUAGAUACAACCAGUUUUUUUAUUAUCUUCGUUAGGGAAAUUACUUUAGUAA
Papaver somniferum (opium poppy) is the source of this 2719-nucleotide messenger RNA. RefSeq lists its product as uncharacterized. The record is from RefSeq and is a predicted model, not a curated record. Bases 606 to 2471 code for a protein of 621 amino acids. The transcript has 2 exons. NCBI's taxonomy places the organism in Eukaryota, Viridiplantae, Streptophyta, Magnoliopsida, Ranunculales, Papaveraceae.